Molecule: messenger RNA, 1665 nt
Organism: Xenopus laevis (African clawed frog)
Lineage: Eukaryota; Metazoa; Chordata; Amphibia; Anura; Pipidae
Product: transmembrane protease serine 11C
Exons: 11
Coding region: 109-1401 (430 amino acids)
Source: RefSeq, a predicted model, not a curated record
CUAAACUCAGGGCUGUUAAAGAACUGGUGUGUAUCUGCCUAGACACCAGAUAUGAUAUCCUGAAUUGUCAAGGAAGGCGCACUUACAAGUGAGAAAUUUGGCCCUAAAAUGAAAUCUCCGCAGUUCAAGAUUACAAUAGCUGUUAUAACCGCAACCUUUGUGCUCCUCCUUGCUGCUGCUAUUUCUGCCAUUGUAGUUGUUGUAGUAUUAGCUAAACAAACGCCAGCAUCAAGUGCUAACAACCGCCGCUAUUUUAGUGGCUCAUUAAGGAUUCUUAACUUAAACUACAGCAAUGAAUACCAGACAGCCACUAGCAAUGAAUUUAGACAAAUGGCAGCUAAAAUCGAAGUACUUAUUGAUUCAGCAUAUAAAGAUUCAGAUCUUAGGAACCAAUACAACAGGACACAGAUCAUCAGCCUAAGUUCUGGAAGUGUAAUACCAGUAUUUGUUCUAUCAUUUAACUUUGCCAACAAUGGGAGCAGUGCCUCAUCUGUCCAAAAGAUAUUUGUAGAAAAUAUGACAAAUACUUCAAAAACCGGCUUUAAUGUUGACCAGAGCUCCCUUCAUUUAUCAGAAAUUACUGCUUCAGAUGCAGAGAAACUCCUUUACAGUGUUCCAAGCACAACAGCAACUUACACAACCAUUCAGGCGACUUCUGCAGACUUUAAAGCUUGUGGAAUUGGAGGUCCUUCAGGGUCAAACAGAAUAGUGGGCGGAACUAAUGCAGCACUGGGUUCAUGGCCUUGGCAAGCAAGUCUGCGUUUAUAUGGUAGUCAUAGGUGUGGAGCUUCUUUAAUCAAUGAUACCUGGCUGGUAACUGCUGCUCAUUGUUUUGAUAUGAAUGCGAAUGUGAAUUCAUGGACAGUAGCUUUGGGAACAAUAAAUGUAUCCUCUGGUUCUGAGUUUAAGAUCGAGAAAAUUAUCAUCUAUGAAGGUUACACCAGUGAAACCCACAAGAAUGAUAUUGCACUCCUUAAAUUAUUCACUCCACUGAACUUUACAAGGACUAUUCGGCCAGUGUGCCUACCAGAAGCAUCUGAUAUAUUUUCUGAUAACUCAUCAUGUUACAUCACUGGAUGGGGAGCACUUAAAGAUGGAGGUUCAGUAUCCCAAGUGCUACAGCAGGCUGAAGUAAAGAUAAUUAAUUUAGACUUAUGCAGCAGUUCUCAGAUGUAUGGAAGUUUAAUAGAUCAGUCAAUGAUAUGUGCUGGUUAUGCUACAGGAAACAUUGACUCCUGUCAGGGAGAUUCUGGUGGGCCCUUAGUUACCCUGAAAUCUGGUAGAUGGGUCCUUAUUGGAGUUGUGAGCUUUGGAUAUGGAUGUGCAUUACCAAACAAACUUGGUGUAUAUUCCAGAAUAACUUAUUUGCACAACUGGAUAACAAAACACUCUGGUCUAUAAUGUAUAAUGCUCUAGCCUUGCUAAAUUAAAGAUCAGAUGAAUGAUUUCUUGCAAUGCAGUAUAUCAGCAUGUAGUAUGUUGUGGUUUAUUAAAAGGUUUUAAAGGUCCAGUAACCCCUUAAAAUUAAAUUUGUUGGCAAUUUGUUUUUCAUGUCCAUUUUCCUUCACUUAGGACUAGGAAAAAAAUCAGAUUUUCAUUCGUGUAGAUUUAGUUAUUGUCUUAAGGCAACUUAAAUGUACUAAAUAAAAGCUGCUAAAAUUAAUA